AUGAGCUCGUGGCUUCAGAGGCAGGCUGGCUCUCACAAUGUGCAGCUUGCUGCUGCGGCAGUAGUGUCCGGAGCUGCUGUAGCUGCAGGCAUAUUCGGCUACCAAGCAUUGAGAAGACAUGAAGCAGUCGAAACACUCAAGGCUUCAAUCCCACAGCUAGACGAGCAACAUCAUGCCGAGACCCUCAACGAAUUCGGCACUGCGGGCCCUCUACCAACACUCAGCAAGGAAGAUGAGCGCAGUGCGGCACUUGCGCGACGAGCACAACAAGGAGACUACGAUGAAGACCUUAUACUCGAACAACUAGCUCGUAAUCGAGUGUUCCUAACGGAUGAAGGCCUCAAGAAACUUCGCUCGUCGUUUAUAAUUGUCGUUGGUUGCGGCGGUGUUGGUUCCCACGCAACCGCAGCUCUGGCUCGCUCCGGAGUGGCCAAGAUACGACUGAUUGACUUUGAUCAAGUCACGCUCUCAUCCUUGAACAGACAUGCGCUCGCUACGUUGGCGGAUGUCGGUACGCCCAAAGUUCAUUGCAUACGACGUCGAAUGGAGCAGAUUGUGCCAUGGGUGCACUUUGAUUGCCGAAACGAGUUGUUCGGCGCGAGUGUGGCUGACACACUCCUCGCUCCAUGGACUGGCAAGGAAUCAAACGGACAGAAACCGGACUACGUCAUUGACUGCAUUGAUAAUAUCGAGUCCAAAGUUGAACUGUUACACUAUUGCCACAAGAAUUCUAUUAAGGUCAUUUCGUCCAUGGGAGCAGGUUGCAAAUCCGACCCGACCCGUAUCGGCGUGGCUGAUAUCUCGGUGAGUACGGAAGAUCCGCUAUCUAAAAGCACUCGUCGGCGCUUGCGUGUUCUGGGUGUGCAUUCGGGCAUUCCGGUCGUGUUCUCGGUUGAGAAGUCAGGUCCCGGGAAAGCAUCUUUGUUGCCUCUUGCCGCUGAGGAGUUUGCCAAAGGAAAGGUUGGUGAGUUAGGUGUAUUACCUGACUUUCGGGUGCGGAUUCUUCCCGUUCUUGGAACAAUCCCUGCUGUUUUUGGGUAUACCAUUGCCAAUCAUGUGAUCUGUGCUGUUUCUGGCUAUCCCAUCGACUACAGCCUGGCGGCAAAAAAGCGGGAGAAGCUCGGCGAGACUAUGUACACCUCACUCCAGGGCACAAUGGAGAGGCUAGUCAGAGCGGAGGUCAAAGAUAACGAACUUGUCGGACUUCGCAUACCACUCGGCAAGGAGGAAAUUGGUUACAUUGUCGAUGAAAUUUGGCGCGGGAAGAGCGUCAUCAGUGGUCUUUCCAACCGCUUGGUACUCGUUCCCUGGAAACGGCCAGCGGAGGGCUUCAGAGUGAACCCGCAAUGGGAGAAAGACGGACAAAAGCUUGUUGUGAUGGACUGGAGAGAUUUGGUUUGCAUGACGAAGGAAGAGGCUGUACAACACGAAAGAGAAAUUCUUUCGGGAAGCAAGACUGUUGAAGAGCUUUACGAUGAUAAGGUGCUGCAGUUGAUUGAUGCACGGCUGAAGGAGGCGGAGAUUUAUGAACAAUAUAGGUAG
Molecule: messenger RNA, 1542 nt
Organism: Talaromyces amestolkiae
Lineage: Eukaryota; Fungi; Ascomycota; Eurotiomycetes; Eurotiales; Trichocomaceae
Exons: 1
Coding region: 1-1542 (513 amino acids)
Biological process (GO): cyclic threonylcarbamoyladenosine biosynthetic process
Cellular component (GO): mitochondrial outer membrane
Molecular function (GO): tRNA threonylcarbamoyladenosine dehydratase activity; ubiquitin-like modifier activating enzyme activity
Source: RefSeq, a predicted model, not a curated record